Triplophysa dalaica is the source of this 6296-nucleotide messenger RNA. RefSeq names its product potassium voltage-gated channel subfamily D member 3-like. Gene Ontology annotation, molecular function: protein binding; A-type (transient outward) potassium channel activity. NCBI's taxonomy places the organism in Eukaryota, Metazoa, Chordata, Actinopteri, Cypriniformes, Nemacheilidae. The transcript has 7 exons. The record is from RefSeq and is a predicted model, not a curated record. The coding region runs from base 228 to 2147 and encodes 639 amino acids. Gene Ontology annotation, cellular component: voltage-gated potassium channel complex; neuronal cell body; membrane. Gene Ontology annotation, biological process: protein homooligomerization; potassium ion export across plasma membrane.
AAUGUCAUGUUUCAUUCGGAGAGCAUCGCUUUGGUUCAGCUGGAUGUGUUGAUCGAUCAGUUUGCGCACAGAUCCGCUGGAUAACACGCAAGUGUUCAUUGCCAGGCGGAAUUACUAUCACAGGCUGAUCCAGUUUUACACCGCGGACUUUUAGAUGAUGGCUCAUUUUAGAGCGAGGUUCAUUUGACGGUGGCGCAACUGACCACAGCCCCUAAGUUCGAGUCACCAUGGCAGCUGGAGUUGCGGCAUGGCUUCCCUUCGCCCGAGCAGCUGCCAUUGGGUGGAUGCCAGUCGCAAACUGCCCUAUGCCCGUGGCACCCAGGGAUCAAAGCAAGAGGCAAGAUGAGCUCAUCGUCCUGAAUGUCAGCGGGCGCCGUUUUCAAACCUGGAGGACUACGCUUGACCGCUACCCGGACACGCUUCUCGGUAGUACCGAGAAGGAGUUCUUUUAUAAUGAGGAGACCAAGGAGUACUUUUUUGACAGAGACCCAGAUUCCUUUCGAAGUGUCCUCAACUUUUACCGCACGGGGAAGCUGCACUAUCCUCGAUACGAGUGCAUCUCAGCCUAUGACGAGGAGCUUGCAUUUUUCGGCAUCAUUCCUGAGAUUAUCGGCGACUGCUGUUACGAAGAGUACAAGGACCGUAAGCGGGAAAAUGCUGAGCGACUGAUGGAUGACCAGGAGGAGAACAAAGACCUCAAACUGCCCAACAUGAACUUUCGAGAGACCAUGUGGCGAGCCUUCGAGAACCCCCACACCAGCACCAUGGCAUUGGUGUUCUACUACGUGACUGGUUUCUUCAUUGCCAUUUCUGUCAUCACAAACGUGGUGGAAACGGUCCCGUGCGGUUCCACGCCAAACCAAAAAGAUGUGCCGUGCGGGGAACGUUACACCGUGGCCUUCUUCUGCAUGGACACAGCCUGCGUAAUGAUCUUCACCGUGGAGUACCUCAUGCGCCUCUUCGCUGCACCCAGUCGCUACCGUUUCAUGCGAAGUGUGAUGAGCAUCAUUGACGUGGUGGCCAUCCUGCCCUACUACAUCGGCCUGGUGAUGACCAACAAUGAAGACGUGAGCGGUGCAUUCGUCACCCUGCGAGUCUUUCGUGUCUUUCGCAUCUUCAAGUUUUCCCGCCAUUCCCAAGGGCUGAGGAUUCUGGGAUACACGCUAAAGAGCUGCGCCUCUGAGCUCGGCUUUCUCCUCUUCUCACUUACCAUGGCCAUCAUCAUCUUCGCCACGGUCAUGUUUUAUGCAGAAAAAGGAUCCAGCUCCAGUAAAUUCACUAGCAUUCCAGCUUCCUUCUGGUAUACCAUUGUCACCAUGACCACACUUGGUUAUGGAGACAUGGUGCCCAAGACGAUCGCCGGGAAGAUUUUCGGUUCCAUCUGCUCGCUGAGCGGGGUGCUGGUAAUAGCUCUGCCCGUGCCCGUCAUCGUGUCCAACUUUAGCCGAAUCUACCAUCAGAACCAGAGGGCAGAUAAGCGUCGUGCUCAGAAGGUACAGAAAGCCCGUCUGUCCCGGAUAAGAAUAGCCAAAUUGGGCAGCUCCAAUGCCUACCUGCAGAGCAAACGUAACGGACUCUUCAAUGAGCUGUUGUAUCUGACGGGUUCAGAAGGAGAGGAACUGCACCGGAAUAAGACGACAUCUUUACUGGAGAGUCAACACCACCACCUAUUGCACUGCUUAGAAAAAACAACUGCCCACGAGUUUGUAGAUGAGCAGAUGUAUGAUCAGAACUGUACAGAGAACGCUCUACAGAGUUUCCCAUCCCGGAGUCCAUCUCUCUCCAGUCACGAGGGCUUCACUGGCACAUGCUGCUCACGACGCUCCCACAAGAGUAUCCCGCUGCCCAAUUCCAGCAUGUCCACCACACACACGCACAUGCACUCCCAAGGCCUGCAGGAGCUAAGUGCUAUUGACAUCCAGUGUGUGGAGCAGCCCUGCCACGGCCCAAGCCGUUCUAGCCUGAACUUGAACCCAAAUGAGCAGAGUCAACUGAACAAUAGAGGUCAACAGAUCACCACAGCCAUCAUCAGCCUGCCCUCACCACCCCCGCUGCUCUCCGAUGGGGUCGGACACGGACCACCCAACCCUCCCGCCACCAUCAGCACCACCGUUAGUUCGAACAUCAUCAAGGUGUCCGCCCUGUGACCCCUCCGACCGGGGAUGAACUUUAGGAUGACAGCGUGUGGCAGAACUGUUACGACAGAGGGCUUCGACACAAACAGAUUCACUGGACAUCGUAGGGUAGAACCGUAGAUGCCAAAUGGGGGGUGGGUGGCGUUUGAAAAGAGGCCAGUGCAGUUUUACAAGUUACUUUAUCAUGAGCCAAUAAGAGAAGAAAUGUGUCUCAGUGUUGGUAAUUCACUUCCAAGAAAGGACAGCGGUAUUAACACCAAAAUUUUAGCGCAGAGAUUACGUGACUGGGGAAUGGAUGGUACCGUGUGAAGUCUCAACGAGUGAAAGUGAUGUUGUGUUUAAACAUUUCAUUACAGUUUGGUUGUCCGUCAGUCUUUUCGAUAGGCACACGUCAUGUGCGACAAUCAAAGAGAUUUGAUAAUGUGUGAUAUUCACAAGGUCCUGUGGAGAUCUGUGUUGGUAAGUUUAAAUAUGGCUCUGUUCCCAAACCAAGUGAGUUGCCUGUGUAGACAGCAGCGAACUAUGUUUAAAAAAGCAACAUUGCAUGUAUUUUUCGUCAAAAAGGCAAUUCCUUUGUGCCUUGUGAUGAGCUCCUUAAAAAUAAAUGGACGAAUUAGAAAUCGAGAUGAAGAGAAAUGCUAAUUGUAUUUUUCAACAAUAGAAAACAGCCAGGAAAAAAAUCUGUGUCAUUAAAAAUAGACUGUUUAUCUUAAUACUUGUGGGUUUCGUGCAUGCUUUUGUUCAUAUCAUUAGCUUAGCAACAUAGUAUUGAUAAACACUUUUGAAAUCAGUUGUGGACACCUCUUUUGUUUCUUAUGAAACCUAUGUAGGGUUCGAAUUAAGGGGGUGCUGGGGCAGUCCCAGACUCCUCACAAGGUCUGAAAUAAUUAACUUGAGGGUCCCCUGGUUUUUUCAUUAAAACUAGAUUAUUAAAAACCCAAAAUAUUUUUUUGUCAAAUUAUCACGUUGUCCGUUAUUUGUCCAAAUUUCAUAAGACGCAAAAUGACAUUUUUGUCUGAAAAAUCCAUGCAUGCUCAAGCGAGCGCGCCACACAGUGUUCAAUGAAGACAGCACAGAGAUGUCACAACUUUGACGCGUCUCUCCCUUACUCGAUCCAGGGAUUUUUUUAUUAAUAUUCCAAAAAAAGGGACUAUCAUUGCAUUUCAAAAAUAUAAAAAAACAAGAAUCAAAGAUCAAGGAUAUUAAUAAAAAAAAUGGAAAAUAAAAGUAAAGGAAAAUGAUAUCAUAUGUUUUGAAAAACUUGUUACUUUAAAUUUCCAACCCAUGUGGAUAUCUCUUAAAGAAUUAUUAAGUAAUGUGGUCAAAUAACUGUGAUCCAAAUGAUCAUUUGAUUGAUUCUUUAACUGGCAGCACCGUGUUUUUUAUUUAUUUUUGAGGGCUGGUUUCGGGAACCCCAAAGCAAAGUGCUUUGAUACAAUUUGAGCACUUCAACAUUCUAAAGUCACUUUUAUUACGUCUGUUAUAAUUAGGAUGCUACAGUAAACGGCAGUGGACAAGGUAACUCACUUGGUUUGGAACAAGGCCUUGUCUAUGUUUGGAAAAUUAUUUUAUGUACCACAAUAAGCCAGAUGAACUUUAUAGAAGCCAACAGAUAUUCACAACAAUAUUUCUUCAAUCAAUACAAUGAUUCAUUUUUGUGUGUCUGUGUGUAGUGGAUGUGGUCUAGCCAACCCGUUUUCACUCCUGACUUGUAACAUAAUGACGAUCGUUCAGCACUCCUUGGCGUCACUUUUUAGCGCACAGGAUACUUCCUUUGGCGUCGUUUUUCGAUGAGCGAGACACUGGAGAGCCAAUGGCAUUGAAAAUGACGUAACUCUUCUUCUGGCGGCAAUUUUAAACGUUUGUUGCUCGGCUCACAAGAUCUGAGAUUCACAAUCACGCCGGACAGUGAUCGCUUCCAAAUCUGUUCCUCAUACAAAUCGACCAUUUGCCACUGGUACCCAUGGAAUAUUAUGAACAACAUUGUGACUGCUUGUACCUUGUGUUUUAUAUUACGAUAAAUAAACUGUUUCAUUUCUUGCACAAACUGCCUGAAUAGCGUCAUGUAAACACUAUUUUCCAAAAUGACACCAAAUUGGUACCCUGCGCGUUGAAAAGUGACAUCAUGGAGCACUGACCUAGUGUCGAUAUGUAACAAGUGAGGAGUGAGAAUAUGUUGGUCUAGCCUAAUCUCCAUUCCUCACACUCAUUUCAAUAAUUGAUCUUUCCCGUUCAGUUUUCUUUCACACUUUCAGGUGUUUUUCUUGCUCAAUAUGGAAAAACUGUGAUUUGAGUGGCUUAUUUUCUUUGCAGUUCCUUGACACCGGCUCUUAAUAGUUCUCUUUCUUAAUUUCAGUUUGUUGAUGUUGCAAUUUUAACAGAUCCUUCAGUUUAUAUGAACAGUAAUUCACUAUUACAGCACUUUAGAGGUUUCAGAUUAUUGAGCUGGAAAAUGUUAAACUUGUUUUUGUCAGUUCAUUGUCUCUGCAUUAAUUUCCUAUUGCAUAGGGAACGAUUCUAAUAAAUUAUUGUUUAAUAUGGAGAUCUUGUACGAAAAUUAUCAGGUGAUGUACACAAUUUCAGAGGUAAUUUUAAGUAUGGUUUACUUACAGAUCACAUGGUAUUGAUCAGUGAUAUAGAGCUAUUAAAACCAGAUAAUAACAUUGUAAAACUCACACAUUUCCCCUGCCUUCAACUUUUAAGUUCAAUUAAACUAGUUUUAUGAGCCGAUUGAACUAGAUAUUUUAAGUCAGUUCAAUAUAAUUGAAGUUUAUUCGACUCAUAAAGCUAAUUUGUUUAUUUAAAAAAAUUAAGUUUAUUAACUUCAUUCAAUUUUGAAGUUGUGUUUUUACAGGGAAUGCCAACUGUGAUGCAGUAUGUAUCUUUGAGGUACUAAUUUGUAGGUGCAAAAGUGUAUUUUAGGGGGACAGCCCCAGUGAGAUUAUGUACCAUUUUUCUGAGAGUGCACUACCUAGAAUAUGACUUAAAAAAUGUACCCCAUCACCCGGUCAAGAUAAAGUGAUCAAAUAAAUACUGUAUUGUUAUCUAGUCACGUUGUAUGUACUGUAUUACCUGAUUGACUCAAGUAUUUUUUCUAUAUAAUUUAACAUUUGUUUCAUUUAAAUUGCCUGAAUUUUAAUUCUGGUAAAAGGGUUGCAAACCUCAUCUAUUUUCUACCCUGUGUGGAGUAAGUACUUAUUCUGCCUUCACGUGCUCCCUGAAAUGUGAUAAUUCCCACAUCUGGGUACAGUUGCAUAAACAUAGCCGCCAAGUUAGACUGUGUCUUAACAACGAGUCUCAUUGACUAGUAGUGUGAAAGGACUAACCAGUCUUUCUUAUCUGAUUUCAAUUCGUCCAAUCUACCUUUUUAUCUAACUGAUUUGAAGAAAUUGUGACCAGACUUGAAAAAAAAAUGAGGUGACUUAUUAGGCUAGUCUAAGCAGUUUAUGCAACCGUCCCCUGAAGUCGUGAUUCCGAGCUUGUUGUGUUCAAUUGCUUUGUUGUCAGUAAGAACGGAGGUUUUGGAAAAAUGUUAUAUGGUGUUAGUUUUCAACCAUACAUAUUGGUGAAAUACAUGCUAUUUGAAAAAAAAAACGUUUAAUGUGUCUAUAUUCCAUGUUUAAAGUUUCAUGCGAUCCAUCUCGAGAAUUUGGUUGUCAAAAUUUCCCAACGUCCCAGUGGGAUACAAUCAUUUCCGGUAAUUCUGAGAGCAUGUGAAGGCAGGAUUAUUCUGUGAGAUGAUGACAUCACCAACCAGGAAGUGAAACAUUUGGUUGAGGCCAUUGUGUGUUUACUUUUGUUUGAGAAUUUUUUGUUAGUUUAUAGUCAUGUUCGCUUCCUUUUGGAUGGGGGGGUCUGUAUUACUGUUGCCGGUUAAAAUUGGAAAUCUCUGUAGAAAUCUGAAUUUGUCGGUUCUCAAUGCAGCAGGAAAACAGAAAGUAUUGUCAAAGUUGUGUUUUUAAGUCUUGUUCUUGCCAUAAAUCAAUCCUCAUAGCUUCUACUUUUGCCUGUUUAUGAGUUCUGUUUUGAUGUCUGUAGUGUAUAUUAUGUAAGUAGUUGUUCCUAAUUUAUGACUUUGUCUUGUGAUUUCUUCAAAGGAUCUGAUAAAAGCUUCAAACUGCAACCAAAAAUGAAUGUCCAGUUGUUUCUACAACAAAUGAA